UUUGAAUGGACCCGCCUUGUAUACAAGCGCUCCUCUCCCCUCUUCCGGGUUCCGGCCGGCUCGCAGGAGUGGACAGGUACUACACGAUUCCGUCGCCUCAUUGGUUGCUCUCCUGCUCCUGCCCGCCCGGCUGCUCGCAGAACUUCCUGCCGUCUCCUUCUCCACGGGUUGCGCGUUCCUUAGGUCCUUCCAGAUGCUUAUUCUCCCUUUUCUUUCUUGAAUUGUAUUACCAGGGUGGAACAUCGUCCUGCACAGAUUUUGGAUAAGAGGGCUCUUUGGAUAAACUCUUGCCACAUAUUCAGGAGACGUUUGAACGUCCUUCAGCGGCGUCGUAUAGAAAGCAGAUCAACUAGACCUUGAUCCUACAUCAGAAGAGGAUGGGUUUCUUCUCAUUCUUUCUUGUGGCUUCUAUGCCAAUCGUCCAGGUCCUGCUCAUUGGUGUCGUUGGAGCUUACCUGGCCUCUGGCUUCAGCAAUGUCCUGACCACAAGUGCUCGAAGGGACAUGAACAAGGUCGUUUUUACCGUCUUCACCCCAUCUCUGAUGUUCGCUAGCCUCGCCAAGACGGUCACUCUCGAGGAUGUCAUUUCUUGGUGGUUCAUGCCAGUUAAUAUAGGAAUCACAUUCUUUAUUGGUGGAUCUCUGGGUUGGAUAGCAUGUAACAUAUUGAAGCCACCACAGCACUUCAGGGGCCUGAUCAUGGCCUUCUGCUCAGCAGGCAAUCUUGGAAACCUGCUAUUGAUCAUUGUCCCGGCUGUCUGUGAUGAAGACGGGAACCCGUUUGGGAAGGAUCGGAGCAUUUGCCGCUCACGUGGGCUCUCCUACUCGUCAUUGUCCAUGGCUCUCGGUGGCCUUUUCAUAUGGACAUACACAUACAGCCUGAUGCAGAAGUCAGGUAAACUGUAUCACAAGAUGCAGUCCAAAAGCAUCCAGUGCUCGGCCGACAGCGACGAGGAGCAAGCCAAACAAGAUGGUCCAGCCGCCUACAAUGACGAGGAGGCACCUCUUCCGACGUCAGUUAAGCCUGAGGAGCAGACGGAUGAGAAUCCAAUGGAGGCCCCGCUCUUGUCCUGCGAAAGCGAGGUAGCCGACAAGGGAUUCUGGACAAAUCUCAAGGACACUGUCCACCAGUUCGUCAAGGAGCUGAUGGCACCACCAACAAUUUCCGCGUUAAUUGGGUUUGUUGUUGGCCUGGUCCCAUGGCUGAAAUCCCUAAUCAUCGGCGACGGAGCUCCGCUCAAAGUCUUACAGGAUUCCCUCCACCUGAUGGGCGACGGCACGAUUCCUUGCAUCACUCUCAUCCUAGGUGGAAACCUGACGCAAGGGCUUCGGAAGUCGGGGCUCAAGCGCACGGUGAUCAUCACGAUCGUCUGCAUACGCUUCGUGAUCCUGCCGCUGAUCGGGAUCGCCGUUGUCCAUGCCGCGUACGGAGUCGGGUUCCUGUCCCACGACCCGCUCUACCGCUACGUGCUCAUGGUGCAGUUCGCCCUGCCUCCUGCGAUGAACAUUGGAACCAUGGCUCAGCUGUUUGAUGUUGCACAGGAGGAGUGCUCCGUGAUCUUUCUCUGGACGUACCUCGUUGCCGCGGUUGCGCUGACGACAUGGUCGACGAUCUUCAUGUCCAUUCUGUCUUAAUUAAGUCACGGCAUCUGGCCGACGCAUGGUCGCAUUUUGCGAGCCUGUGCUGCGCAAGCAUUCAGCUAGCCAGGGAGAGGAUACGACGUUGGAUAUCCCUACCUGUAUAGCGUAGCAGUAUAAAUAUGUAAUUUGCAGUAGACUAUGAUCAAUUGAUCAUUUAGGUAAUUAUUGAUUGUUGCAUUGUGUAUUUGUGUUGAUCUGAUGGCUGACCUGUUGGUUGGCAUAGCUCAAACCAUUCAUGGAGAUAGGGUUGCAUUUUUUAUCUA
This is a messenger RNA of Setaria italica (foxtail millet), 1903 nucleotides long. Its product is annotated as protein PIN-LIKES 7. The record is from RefSeq and is a predicted model, not a curated record. Bases 378 to 1634 code for a protein of 418 amino acids. Gene Ontology annotation, cellular component: membrane. The transcript is spliced from 11 exons. Gene Ontology annotation, biological process: endoplasmic reticulum to cytosol auxin transport. NCBI's taxonomy places the organism in Eukaryota, Viridiplantae, Streptophyta, Magnoliopsida, Poales, Poaceae.